This is a messenger RNA of Osmerus eperlanus (European smelt), 3638 nucleotides long. RefSeq names its product neuropeptide Y receptor Y8b (gene npy8br). Gene Ontology annotation, molecular function: neuropeptide Y receptor activity; neuropeptide binding. Lineage: Eukaryota; Metazoa; Chordata; Actinopteri; Osmeriformes; Osmeridae. The coding region runs from base 304 to 1395 and encodes 363 amino acids. Gene Ontology annotation, cellular component: neuron projection; plasma membrane. The transcript has 2 exons. The record is from RefSeq and is a predicted model, not a curated record. Gene Ontology annotation, biological process: G protein-coupled receptor signaling pathway.
GGGAGCGCGAGCACGAGGCGCCUCAGCGAGUCAAAAGCAUUCCUUCUAGAGCGUCUGCUUCAUUUGGUUAGAGAAGACAACCUCGGAUGGAGGCAAUGAAAGCGCAUUCCUGAGAGAAGCAGUGAAGAGACUCGUCGAACGAGGAAAGUAAACAAAGGCUAGAAUCCAUGUGGUUCCAAUAAGUGUAUGAUGAAAAAGUAAAACACACAACACAGACUGAGAAAGUAGUUCCCUGGGGAGCUGAAACCACAGGCGACUCGUUUAGAUUCCAGCCUAUGAAAUCACAGUUGAUGCUUCUCUAGCAUGGAGUUAACCAAUCACAACCUGUCCUUGAUUGAGGAGGCGCCAUGGGAAGACAAAUGUCCCACCUCAGUGGGCGGCACCACCUUCCUCAUCAUCACCUACAGCACUAUGAUGGCAGUGGGCAUUAUCGGCAACGCAAGCCUGGUGUUUGUUAUCACACGGCAGAAGGAGAUGCGAAACGUCACCAACAUUUUCAUCGCCAACCUCUCUUGCUCUGAUAUCCUGAUGUGCAUCGUGAAUCUGCCCACCACCAUCGUCUACACCCUGAUGGAUCGCUGGAUCCUGGGCGAGGCUCUCUGUAAGAUCACCAACUUCGUCCAGUGUUUAUCCAUCACCGUGUCCAUUUCCUCUCUGGUCCUGAUAGCCUUGGAGCGCCACCAGCUCAUCAUUCACCCCACUGGAUGGAAGCCUGUGGUGGGACACUCCUACCUGGCUGUGGCCGUCACCUGGAUCUUGGCCAGCCUUAUCUCAGUCCCUUUCCUAUCUUACACAAUCCUCCAUACGCCUUUCAAUAACCUGAGCAUUCCAUUUAACCCCUUCACUGACUACCACAUUUGUAUGGAGGAAUGGCCAUCCCAGCACAACAGACUGGCCUACACCACCUCUCUCCUGCUCUUUCAGUACUGCCUUCCCGUCCUCCUCAUCGUGGUGUGCUACCUGCGCAUCUUCCUGCGUCUGCGGAGGAGGAGAGACAUGGUGGAGAGGGCCAGGGACCCCAGUCAGAGGAAGAUCAAGGGGUCCAAGAGGAUCAACGCCGUGCUGGGCUCCAUCGUGUUCGUGUUCACGCUGUGCUGGCUGCCACUCGUGGUCUUCAACGCCGUGUUCGACUGGAAGCAUGAGGCUAUCCCGGUCUGCCAGCACAACGUCUUGUUCUCCGCCUGCCACCUCACGGCCAUGGCCUCCACCUGUGUCAACCCUGUCAUCUACGGGUUCCUCAACAGCAAUUUCCAGAAGGAGCUCAAGUCCACCCUGUAUCACUGCCGUUGCUGGAGGUUGACGGAGCGCUACGAGACUUUCCCCCUCUCCAUCGUCAGCACCGAGGUGACCAAAGGGUCCCUCCUCAGAAAAGGAUCCAUCAGCAUCAACACUUAGACGCAAUCGAUACGACUCCUCCUGACCCGUGGAGCUGGUGUGUUUCCGCUAAGGCUGGAGGAAGGAUUGAUCUCCAGUUGUGCUGUUCAGUGAUAACUAGCAGGGAGAACGUGUAGCUCUGAGACGUGUGUCACAGGCUUCUCUUCACGGGUUUUAGCGCUCGACCAAGAGGAAGCUGAUAACAGAAUUACGGUGCAAAGGUCUUAGUAAUGUAAAGGAUUCUAGAGAAAGGGCUUUGCAGAGGCAUGCUAUCGUUGUGUUAUUAUGUAUAUUACUAAAUGUGUGGUGGUCAAACUUUUAUUACACAAUGGUAUUUAAAGGAUUAUCUCAGAGAUCCUCUGUAUUGCUUUUUAUCUUCUGUAGACUCGUUUUUAAGGGUCCGUAAAAAUAAUGAUCUUGAGUAAAAGCUGGGGACAGUUCUAUGAAUAUGAAUCUAUAUUUCAAAUGUUUUAUUCUGUCAUUUUCACUGUAGAACUCUUCUGGUGGGGUUCCUUGAGGGACACGUAGCACUGUAAUGCUGUCUAAAAUUCACAUUAUGCACAUAUUAUCCUUGCAACAUUGUUGUUUGUUCCUGUUCAGGACAUUUUUGUGAACAACCAAGAUUACUUUUUGUUGCUGUAAGUAUUUGUGGUAUCUAUCCAAUUCUAACCAAUUGCGUCCAGAGGCAUUUUUGGUCUGCGUCCGUUAAUAACGCCCCUUGGAAAUCGAACAUGAACUGAGAGGUUUCAGACAAAUACACAGUGGAAAAUUGGUCUGGCGUUGCCAGUUUGUCUAUUCAUCCUUUAAAAGAAAAAUCCAAUAUGACAAUCCACUUCAGUGGAUAAACUCGUGGGGAUGAAGCACUAGUUCACUGAUAGUAUUCAGAGUGUAUUAUUUACUACCUUGUCUCUAUCCAGUACCUGAAGUACCUAUAACAUAAAUUACCUAUUUUCCAUUCAAAAUAUUCAUGCAUGAUUUAGUGGUAGAUAACAUAAAGUCGAUUUAUGUUCAAAAUAGGUUCAUAUUUUAAUAACUUUUUACAGAGAAAACCUCGCCAAGGACAGACAUUGAGAAAUAUUAGCACAGGCCACCAUUGCUGCCGCAAACCAUUACUGCCAUUUUUCUUUCUAUCCACAAAGGUUUACAGUCAAAUAUAUCACUGUGUUGGGAAGGUUGCUGUAAUAAAACCUAUGUGCCACAACACAACUAUACAUCAGUGCCUGAGACAAAACAAGAAGCAAUGAAUGUAUGUGUCCCCACUGUAAAUAAUCACCUUUUAGAAGCACCCACUGUAGAUCUGGUGUCCAGUCAGACACAAUGUGAACCGUAUUUCAUGUAACUUGUACAAAAAGGUCUCAGAAUAAUAAUGAAACAGUUCUCUAAAUGUUCCUCGAUCCUGCUGCUUUACAUGUGAGGUUCAUCUCUUCCUCUGGUCAUCCCACAGGAAGGGGGUCCAUUUUGAAUAGCUCACCCACACCCCUGAGGCUAAAGCAUGGAUGUCUUAACAUGUUUGAAUAUGGUCCAUUUAUAUGGUGUUAAUGAAUCACGUCAAAUUGAAAUUGGUGAAAUACAUUUAAAGUGUUAUGCAUUUUCUCUGCCUACACACUUGUCUACUGACAUUGUGUAGACAUGCAUUACCUUAUAUCAUCACCCAUUCAUUAGUCCCACUCAAACACAUUUAACAGUGUUGUCAAGAUACCACAAUUGUUCGUUAAGAUAUUCAACCUCUUCAAACUUAAACCUCAUUAUUUUUAAUGAGUAACUGGCUCAUAAGUUAUUCCUGGUUCUAAAAUAAGACAGACCACUUUGUGCUAUUUUAAGAAAGAUUGUUGAGUACACCAUUGAUAUUUUCUGAGUUUAUCAUGCAAAGAAGGUUUAUCAUUUGUUGUAAUUACGUUGCCUGGUUGGGUAUGUACAUACAGCUCUUCAAAGAUUGUUAUAAUGUACUUAUGGUUUAUGAUGGCUUAUGAAGGAUAUGUUUUAUGAAAGUGAUAUUUAAAGCUUAUUUUUGUUAUGUUUAAUGAACUGCCGUAAAAUGUUUGGGCACUUGUGGUAUAUGCUAUUGAUAGUCAUAGACAUUAUGUAACUUUUAAGUAAAGUAAUACAACAAAACAAGACUGUGUGUUUAUUCUUCAAGUUCAAUUUAAGUUCAACAACUACAUAUAAGCAUGUACCCUGUUGCCAAUCACUUUUUUGGUGUCAAACAGCAGGGAACCUCCUGUACAGGAUGAGUUCAAAUGUUAAUGAAUUUUCUUUGCAGCCUC